AUGGCGUCAGCAGCAGCCCCGCUGGACGCAACAGGCUCGGCGGAGACAGAUCGCGAAGUGCUCCUUCACUUUUUCCGAUCAACGGGCGGGAACUGUUGGACACAUCAAGAGGGCUGGGCGGAGAAUGCGGACGACCUCGGCAGCUGGUACGGGGUCACGACCAACGCAGACGGUCGAGUGGUGAAGAUGGAGCUACAUGGGGAAAGAGAUUAUGUUAGCUUGUACACUGGCAAUAAUGUCAUCGGUGCAAUACCGCGGGAGCUUGGUCGACUCGGUGCUCUUGAGAAGCUGGAUCUUGCUCAUAACAAGCUCUCUGCUCUCUGGGACCACACCCAAAACGCCGAAGACAUCGGCCACGACGAGGGUACUCAACGCAUGUCAGGUGGGCCAAUGCCUAGCCAGCUGUGCCGGUUGCUUGACGUCCUAGAUGAUAUUCAACAAGGAAAGUUUCAGUCGCUCAAGCUCGGAACCAACCCGUGGGUUGAGCCGCCAGAGCCCAUCGUGGUCAAAGGCCCGAAGGCUGUCAGAGGCUAUUUCGAAGACCUGUAUGCUGAGCCUUGCAGGAUCAAGCGCAGCAUCGUCAAGGUUGUUCUUGUCGGGCAGGAAGGCGCAGGGAAAACGAGCUUGCGCCAGAGCAUGAAGGCCAAUGAAGCGACUCCUACGGGCGAGUGGAAGGAGGAGAGCACGGUUUUUGCUGACGUGGAGGCGAUGGAGCUAGAAGGCUCAUCCGUUCGGGUGUACGACUGCGCUGGGCAGGUUGCCUACACAGGGCUGCUGCAGAUGUUCUUGACGCCACGAGCGGUUUGCGUGCUCGUGUGCAACGCGGGGAAGUUCGGACAGCAGACCCGCAGCGAAAGCAAUGAUCAGGUUGGGGAAGACUGUCGCAAGCUGGAAGAGUUGCGCGUAUGCGAUUGGCUGCGAUCAAUAUCUCGACGCGUUCCCAACAACGACGUCAUCCUUGUCGCCACCAAGUGUGACCUGGCGGGCGGAAACGCUGGGAAAAUUGGCGCAAGAAUGGAGCAUGCCUGUCGGAGGUGGCUGUCGAGCUGGGUUCGCAAUGGCUUGCAGCCCGUUCGGUUGGAGCCCUGCGUCUCCCUCACGAGCUGCUUCGAGACAGGAGUUGGUGAGCAUGGCGAGAGCAGCACUGGGAGUCACGAGUUGAAGGGGGGUUGGGCGUGCGACUGGCGAGACAUGGCAGACGGUAACCCCUCGCCCAGUUUGCUUCACCGGCUCGUCAACAAGCCUGACGGACGUGGUCUCCGAGGAACGCAGAUGGUGCUUCCUCGCAGCUGGGAUAUUGCCCUCACUGUUCUGGAAGCCCUUGAGCAUGGAAGAGAUCCCGUGGAGGUGGUACUGCGCAAGUCGCCCGAUCCCGACAGAGGAGACGCGACAGAAACGGCAAGAGGCGAGACAGCCAUGUAUCAGGGGAUCACGGUCGAGGACCUCAGCAUCAAAUGGCAGGAAACAGUUGACGGACUUGAGAGGAGUGGAGUCACGGUUACAAACGCCAAGAAUGCUUUGGAGGGAGCCCUCUUAAUCAGGGAGUUCGAUGGAUCCCUCAUCCGCUACGAGAAGUUUAUCUUUCUGGACGUCGUUUGGCUGGCAAAAAUCCUUAAACCAUUGCUCAACCACAAGGAUCAAGAGACCUUUGACGGCCUUGUGAGCCUUGGGGAUACGGGUGACGCGCGCAUCACACUCGACGAUCCAUCAGACAUCGCUUCGUGGGGCCGACUCAAGAGCCAGGGUGUGCUUGAACCCAGGUUGGCGUAUGCCAUCUGGCCUAACGGUCUGUCCGAGUACGUGCUCCCUGCUCUUGCAUUCUUGGGUCUCACUUUCCCGCUCGAAGACGAUCCUGCGAAGGGCCUCGUAGUUCUGCUGAGGCUAAAGCCAGACCGCCCCGAGAGUGUGGGCCAUGCGAUCGACACGUUCUGCUUGGACCACACCCCUGCACUCAGCGCCAGUUGGAAGAUAUUCCUCGGUGUACCGCCUGGUGCGAUUGAAAAGGUGUUGACACGGUGCUGCGGUCUUGGUGGUGUGCGAACCUUCUGGCGAUAUGGGGUUCUUGUUCACGGUGGCCUCGGGGAAGUACAUGUAGGUCGGCGAGGAAUAUUCGCUGUGGUCUUGGAAUACUCUUCCACCGACAACGAGCUUGCUGCUCAGAUUUUCGGCGAUAUCAGCACGCCGGCGCCAUGGGUGGUGCUGUCAUACGUCAUGUCUGCAGUGAGCUUAAUGCUGCUGGAUUUCCCAGGACUGCGCUGGAGAGGCUCUCUGACGUGUCCCCAGCAUGGUGACACCAUGCUGUUGGCGAACAAGGCAAGCCCCGUCGCGGGGCUCGGGGCAGCGGCCAUCGACCUGGUGCGCAUGGUCGACAUCCGACGGGACCGACGUCGAGUACAGGGUAACUCGAAGGAUGAGAACAAGUUGAUUCAAAAGAUCGACGACGUGGCCAUAGCUAUGAAGGGGGGGUUCAACGAGGUGAAGGUUGAGAUGAAUGGAGGGUUUGGCGAUGCCAAGGCCGCGGUUGACGAGCUCAAGAGAGGGUUUGGCGAGGUACAGGGCGAGAUGAAGAGAGGGUUUGACGACACCAAAGCAAAGUUCGACGACGUGAAGAACGAGUUGGUCGUGGUGAAAAGAACACUGGACAAGGUGGCAGAGAGCACCCACGAGAGCCUCAUGCGCCUAGAGAACUUGCUGGACCCGAACUACCGCUACCCUCGCCUCGUGGUCGUAAAGGAGGUUGGAUCUAAUGGCACCUCGUCGAACGCUCAUGGUGUCAAAAGAUGGCUUGGCAAGAUUCGUGGCGUGGGAAAGAAAGACAUGACGCUGCACUUCUUGUGCCCGGUCGACAUGACUACGGUGCCGUGCGGCUAUGGUGGCGAAGGCUAUCGGAUUCAGGAGACGCGUGGCUGGGUUAAGAAAAUAUCGCCGGUGCUUCAGGUACAACGAGGAUUGUGACACUUGAAGAUUAUCUACGAUGUUUGGGGUGCUACGCUGGUGGCGGUCGUGACCGCAAAGGUGGC
Molecule: messenger RNA, 3020 nt
Organism: Ectocarpus sp. CCAP 1310/34
Lineage: Eukaryota; Phaeophyceae; Ectocarpales; Ectocarpaceae
Source: the annotation of a GenBank genome assembly